Messenger RNA from Tigriopus californicus, 1656 nucleotides. Its product is annotated as protein hunchback-like. NCBI's taxonomy places the organism in Eukaryota, Metazoa, Arthropoda, Copepoda, Harpacticoida, Harpacticidae. Gene Ontology annotation, cellular component: cytoplasm. The record is from RefSeq and is a predicted model, not a curated record. Gene Ontology annotation, biological process: apoptotic process; positive regulation of apoptotic process.
GCGUGUGAUGAGCGUGACUUCACUCUGAUUUUUGUCUGUCGUGAGUUCGAAUCUCGAUGAGCGGAAUCUUUUUUUUUUUCAUUGCAGAAUUAAGCUCUAAUCUGCCGCUAUGUUCGAGGCCCUUGCAACCGAGCUGCCGCAGGCUUGCGCCGCGGCCUAGGCGCCCCCAGGCCCUUGCAACCGAAAGGUUAGGUUAGGUCAGGUUAGGUUAGGUUAGGUUAGGUUUUAUUCUCUUCUCGAAGGACCAAAAUAUCAGCUGACCCAAAAACGGAAGAUGUGUAACGGCCAUACUCCUGUUCGUCGUCUUAAUGUUGUGGAAACUCAUUGAAGUGUGUUGACUACGUCGAAAAUCCGAACAUUGAAUCCCUCUUGGACUGACAGAAGGUGUCAAAUUCCUCGAUUGAUCCACGAUCCACGUGUGUGUGUCGUGUCGUGCCUUGAAAAUCAAUAGGAGAAGUGAGAGAACAUUGUAUUGGUCCAGAUUGGGUCAGAUUAGGUUCCAAGGCGGGUUGGGUUCCGGCCAUUUGAUGAAAUGGCUUCAUCCUCCGUCUCCCAAGACGAUAUUGACAACGACUUCGAGCUCAAUUCCCGUCGCACCCGUAUCCGUACGGCUCGAGCGCGACAAAUUAACCCCAAUAAUCCGCCCAAAGAAGCGGUGCCGUCCACCAAUCCCAGCGGCGCCACGCCUUCUCGCCAGGAGGCGGCUCCGCCCGUUGAGAGCAGUCAUCUAGAUCAUGAGCAUCACCAUCAUCACAUGCACACCCAACAUUACCAUCAUCACCAUCACUUGACCCAUGAUGACACUUCGCCCAAAGCUCUGCCCAGAUCUGGUCCUGCCUUGUCCCAAGGUGGCGCCUCCAAUCAACCCAAAGACAAGCGCCCGCCCAAGGGUCACGUCCACCUGAAGGGCAAACCAGCGCGUGACCGGCGCAAACUGCGCGAGAAGCGGCGCUUGCGCACCGCCAGUGAGCGCGCCGGUCAAGCCCCGGCGCCCAUCCAAUGUGGAUGAUGAUGAUGAUACGGAGAGUGCUCGGGAUAGCUCACCUGGACGAAAGUGUCUGCAAGCCUUGCCAGCCAGUAUACGCUCGCGCCCUCCGCGCAACAAGUCCCCUUCGGACUUGGAGGCUGAUGAUGAGAAUGAUGUGGACAGCUUAAACCAAUCAUCGGCUGCCACCAGUAGUAACAACCUCGAGACUUUGUCUUUGAAUACCAAGAGCGGGAAUGGCUUAGGUCACACGCGUACCAACAGCAAUACUCCCGUUUAUCGACCCACCACUCCCACAGGCCAAUUUGUGGACCAACAUUCCGAUCAAAUCGAGCGAGUUGUCGAGGAAAACCGACGCCUGCUCUCCCUGAUGGAGGAAAAAGACAAGAAGAUUCAUCUCUUGGAAUAUCAAAUUCAGGAGUUGAUGAAACGGUCAUGAGAAUCUCAACCCUUUUGAUGUCAGCCCACAAUGCCAAACGUCUUGGUUUGCACUAAAUCAAAACCAGAAAGUUUUAUUUCAUUAUCGUACCUCUUUAUUUGGGGCUAUGCUCAAGUGUGGUCAAUUCCGGUUACCAAAACUAAUCGUCAUUCAGCCAAGUCCAAUUGGGACAACCCGUGUUCAGUGAAAAAGAAUAUAAAUUAUAUGCACUUUGUUCUCAUUGGCCACCAAA